Molecule: messenger RNA, 2587 nt
Organism: Neltuma alba
Lineage: Eukaryota; Viridiplantae; Streptophyta; Magnoliopsida; Fabales; Fabaceae
Product: putative disease resistance protein At4g11170
Exons: 4
Coding region: 35-2587 (850 amino acids)
Biological process (GO): signal transduction; defense response
Molecular function (GO): ADP binding
Source: RefSeq, a predicted model, not a curated record
AUAUGAGAGAGAUCUCAACGUUGACCAGGACAAGAUGCAAAUGUGGAAGCAAGCUCUUAAUGAAACUGCAAACUUAGCUGGUUAUGACUCUCGCACAUUUAGGGAUGAAUCCGAAUUGAUUCAAAAGAUUGUCAAAGACAUAUUGCAGAAACUGAAUCACAAGUACCCCCCAGCUGAACUAAAAAGACUCAUAGGCAUUGAGGACAACUGCGCAGAGAUUGAAUUAUUGUUGAAAGAUGCCAAAACAAAAACCAUUGGAAUAUGGGGCAUGGGGGGUAUCGGCAAGUCAACCAUUGCCAAAACUAUAUUUUUAAAAUAUUCUUCCCACUAUGAUUAUUCUUGGUUCUUGGAAAAUAUAAGAGCAAAGUCUAAAAAUGGACUUACUGAAUUACGCCGUAAAUUUCUCUCUCGUCUCCUAAGGGAUGAUUCCCUUAUUGAUACUGCAACCUCUUUUCUUGAGUCGAGGCUUAGUCGUAUGAAGGUUUUUGUUGUUCUUGAUGAUAUCAGUACGAAGGGGCAAUUAGAAGACUUGGUUGGAGAACCUUUUUGCUUUGGGCCAGGAAGUAAAAUUCUCAUCACAACAAGAGACAAGCACGUGCUUAGCAAAGGAGUUGACAUAAUAUAUAAGGUUAAGGAAUUGGAGUUCCAUCAAUCCCUCGAACUUUUCAGCUUGAAUGCCUUCAGCACUAGCCUACCCAUAAUGGGGUAUGAAGAACUGACAGACAGGGCAGUUGUUUAUGCACAAGGAAUUCCAUUGGCUUUAAAAGUCCUGGGUUCAUAUCUUCGUGGUAGAAGUGAAAUUGAAUGGAAGAGUGCUUUAAGGAAACUUGAGAAGAGUCCUCAUCAAGAUAUUCAAAAGGUGUUAAGGUUGAGUUAUGAUGGAUUGGAUGAGGAGGAGAAGGCAAUAUUUCUAGACAUUGCUUGCUUUUUGGUGGGACAGCUGACAGAAUUUGUAAUCAGUUUAUUAGAUAGCUUUGGCUUCUGUGGAGCAAUUGGGGUAAGAACACUUCAAGACAAAGCUCUCAUAGACGUCUGUGAUGGUUCACGUGUUGAAAUGCAUGAUUUAAUACAACAAAUGGGUUUGCAAAUAGUUCGUGAAGAGUCUAUUGAUGAACCUGGAAGACGUAGUAGAUUAUACAAUUUUGAAGAAAUUUAUGAUGUUUUGGCUAAUAACAGGGGAUCAAAGAAAGUUGAAGGAAUAAUGUUGGAUGUUUCUCAAAUUAAAGAUGUACAUUUGGAAGCUGACAUUUUCAAGAAGAUGCCUAAUAUAAGAUAUCUCAAAUUUUAUUCUAAUAGUUAUUCUCCUUUCCACACUUCCUCAAGUCAUGUGCACCUUCCAGAAGGUCUCAAAUUUCUUCCUAAUAAGUUGAGGUAUCUAGAGUGGUAUGGAUUCCCCCUUAAAUCUCUGCCGUCCACUUUUUGUCCUGAAAAACUUGUUGAGCUCCGCAUGCGCGAUAGCCAUCUACAAAAGCUUUGGAACGGCGUUCAUGAUUUUGUGAGCUUACAAGAGAUAGACCUUAGUGGUUCCAAACAACUACAAGAGCUGCCUAAUCUCUCCAAAUGCUUGAAUCUCAAAGUGGUGGAACUUGAGCAAUGCGAAAGUUUGUGCUCUGUUCAUUCCUCAAUCUUGUCCCUCUACUCGCUUGUUGAGUUGAACUUACGCGACUGCAAGAAACUUGAGAGUCUAAAAAGUGAGUUACAUUUAAGAUCUCUAGAAUAUAUCGAUGUGUUCAGGUGCUGGAAUCUCAAGGAGUUCUCAGUGUCAUCGGAUGAACUGAGAGACUUGGAAUUAGACGAAACAGGAAUUGAAAUCUUGCACUCGUCUGUAGCGCGUUCAAGUAACUUGAAAAGCAUCGGUCUUAGAGGCUUAAGACUUGUGAACCUCCCCGACCAAUUAUCCUGCUUGACAAGUUUGAAUGCUCUUAGGCUUUACGACUGUGAAAUCAUUGAUGAUUUGAAGCUACAUAUCUUUUUCGAUGGCAUGUUGGCUUUGAGAGAAGUGACGCUGAAGAGGUGCGGUAACAUAAUUGACCUCCCCAGUAACACUAAGCAUCUUUUAGGAUUGAGAUCUCUUGACGUAAUGGGUUGUAGGAGGCUUCGUUCUUUACCAGAAUUACCACCAUCCAUUGCAACCCUAAUUGCCGAUGAUUGCAAGUCGUUGGAAAUUGUGUCAACUUGGAGAUCAAGUGGUGAUCAAAUGCACUUCAGAUUCAAUAACUGUGUGCAACUGAUUGAACAAUCGCUUCACAAUAUCAUGGAGGCUGCUGCUUAUUCUAUACCUUAUUGUUUAUUGCAUAAAUAUAAGUACAUGGGUGAUUGUUCGAUUCAUAAAUAUAAUAGAUCCCUCCAUCGUUAUACGAUUUGUGUUACCGGAAGCAAAGUACCAGAGUGGAUCAAAUACAGGGCAGCACAAAGCUCCGUAACUAUUGAACUCCCUCAAAUUUCAGACCUGACGAGUUUCUUCUUCUGCAUUGUAGUUGAUGUUCAUUCAGAAAUUAACGGUGGAAGUCAAGUUUUGGGUGCACAUGCUACUUGGAAGGUUUUAAAGCGGCAGAUUCAACACAUGGCACGGUUCUUCCAGAUAUGA